UGAAUCGCAUUCUUACAUGAAACAUAAAAACAAGCACAAAGGAAGCGGUCGCUAUCCUAAGGUUGCCAUCCUUCUCCUAUAAGAGUGAUGCUCCAUUAGCAUUGUGAAGCAGAGAAACAGCUUAAAGCAAUCAAGCUUGGUAGAUAAAGCAUGGCAAGCAACACCCCAGUAUUGCCACUGCUACUUUUCGUGCUGGUUUUCGCAUUUUCUGGGAGAUCAGAUGCAGGAGGGAUUGCUAUCUAUUGGGGUCAGAAUGGGAACGAAGGCACCUUAGCAGAGACAUGUGGGACUGGUAACUAUGCAUUUGUGAACAUAGCUUUCCUUCCCACAUUCGGCAACGGUCAGACUCCAAUGAUAAACCUUGCAGGCCACUGCGACCCAUAUUCCAACGGUUGCACGGGCUUGAGCGACGACAUUAGAGCUUGCCAAAAGCAGGGCAUUAAGGUAAUGCUUUCCAUUGGAGGUGGUGCGGGGAGCUACUACCUGACCUCCUCUGCUGAUGCUAGGCAAGUAGCUACGUAUCUGUGGAACAACUCCCUCGGAGGGCAUUCUUCUUCCCGUCCUCUUGGCAAUGCUGUCUUGGAUGGCAUCGAUUUCGACAUCGAGGGCGGCACCAACCAACACUGGGAUGACCUUGCUAGGUAUCUCUCAGGGUAUAGCACUAAGGGAAAGAAGGUGUACCUAACGGCGGCCCCACAAUGCCCAUUUCCCGAUGCAUGGGUCGGUGGGGCCCUCAAGACUGGCCUUUUCGACUAUGUGUGGGUCCAGUUCUCUAAUAACCCUCCUUGCCAGUACACUGCAGGGAGUAUUGGCAAUCUUGAAGAUGCAUGGAAGCAAUGGACAUCAGCGAUUCCCGCCACCAAGAUAUUCCUGGGGCUACCGGCUGCACCCCAGGCCGCUGGUAGCGGCUUCAUCCCCACCGAUGCACUCACUUCCCAAGUCAUCCCAGCCAUUAAAGGCUCUAGCAAGUAUGGUGGGGUCAUGCUGUGGUCCAAGUACUAUGAUGAUCUCACUGGAUACAGUUCCUCUAUCAAGAGCCAUGUCUAA
This is a messenger RNA of Magnolia sinica, 1047 nucleotides long. Its product is annotated as acidic endochitinase-like. Gene Ontology annotation, biological process: carbohydrate metabolic process. Gene Ontology annotation, molecular function: chitinase activity. The transcript has a single exon. The record is from RefSeq and is a predicted model, not a curated record. Lineage: Eukaryota; Viridiplantae; Streptophyta; Magnoliopsida; Magnoliales; Magnoliaceae. Gene Ontology annotation, cellular component: extracellular region. The coding region runs from base 151 to 1047 and encodes 298 amino acids.